Molecule: messenger RNA, 1629 nt
Organism: Bufo gargarizans (Asiatic toad)
Lineage: Eukaryota; Metazoa; Chordata; Amphibia; Anura; Bufonidae
Exons: 2
Coding region: 706-1533 (275 amino acids)
Source: RefSeq, a predicted model, not a curated record
UAGGAGGCAGUGAGUGGAUCCCUGCUAAAUGUAGGGAGCGAACACUAGGCCGAGGCUGGUCGGGGGGCUCUUGCCUCUCCUCUUCAGCCUCCGUGGGGCCUAAAAGCCAGCACCCCUCUGGGAAGGGGUCCCCUAGCUUGUCCGGUACCUUUUUUUCCUGAGCAGGCCGCAGGUACCUGGACGCUGAGCGGCUUCUCCGACGGAGCUCUGCGCUCAGCAGCGGCUCCGCCCUCCUCUAUGACGCGAUCGGCGUCACUUCCUGUGCGACCCGGAAGUGACGCGUCCAAGAUGGCGGCGCGCAUACAUGCUGGAGGCCUCGAUUUGGGGCCUCGCAUGUGGGGUUGAUUUUUCUAUGGAAGAGUCCCCCAGAAGAGGAGGCGGUCCCGGCGGCGAUGAGGGGAGGGCCUGUAAGGUAGGAACCUUAUUUAAAUGCUAUGAUGUGUGCUUAUGUGGCGGUUGCAUCAUGGAGGCCCAAGGUGUGAGCAAGCUAGAUGCGGUUGCUGACCCCCUCGUCCAGGGUAAUGUAAGUAGUAUCCGGCUGGCAGGUGUAUAGUUCCCCCUAGGCUGGUUCUUAUAUCUCCUUCUCCCCCUAUUAAGGUGGAAAAGGAGGCGGGACAUAGACCGCAUGGAGACACUAAGAAAAAAGCUAAGAAGUGUGCGACAUGCACAAAAAAGCUGUCUGAAUCGUAUAGAAAGGCCCUCUGCAUGGAUUGCUUAGCAAGAAUCCUGAAGGAAGAACAACCAUCCUUUCUGGAAGAGCUGAGAACCAUCGUCAGGGAGGAAGUACAGGCGGCCGGAAUGAAUCAGCCCCCUUCUCUUCCAGUUCCCGCUUCCCCUCCGUCCAAGCGUACCAGGGUACACUUAGUAUCGGAUUCAGAGGAAGAAACCGGGUACCCUUCAGACGAUCUGGAGGAUCAGAUCCCCCCGUCGGUGUCAGAGGAGCCUAGGAAAUACCUGUUUUCCUCGGAUCAGCUGGACUCGCUCCUUACUGCAGUAAGGCAGACCAUGGCAGUGGAGGAGGAGGAGCCGAAACGUUCUAUACAGGACGAGAUGUUCGGCGGAUUAAGGGCCAGGAAAAGAAAGAUUUUCCCGGUGAAUUCUUACCUUCAAGAUCUGAUCAAAGAGGAAUGGGAAGAAGGUGACAAAAAACUCUAUAUUCCCAGAGAAUUCAAGAGCAGACUGGCCUUCAAUCCAGAGGAGACUAAACUUUGGGAUGAAAUUCCAAAAGUCGACAUCCAGGUGGCCAAGGUGGUGAAGAAGACAUCUAUUCCAUUCGAGGAUUCUUCACAAUUAAAAGAUCCCAUGGACCGGAAAAUGGAUGGACUCCUGAAGAAGGCCUGGGAAUCCUCAGCGGCCACUAUUAAUGCUAACAUUUCAGCAACCUCAGUGGCUCGAGCAAUGUGCUUAUGGCUGGAGCAACUGGAGGAGCAUCUCAAGAUAAAGACCUCCAGGGAGGAAAUUCUUGAGUCCUUACCCUUAUUAAAAUUUGCUGCAUCCUUCAUGGCGGACGCCUCAGAGCUCAGGCCCAAAUAAGCAAUGACAUCAGGCCAGUAGGGGGCAGGCUCCGCUUAUUUUGGGAAUCCUGGACUCGGAUUACCCAAAACCAGUGGAUCCUAAAGACCAUCCGAG